AUGUUGCGUAUCGUGAAAAAAUUAACUCCAAAAAUUCAGUGUCUGAAUUUUUCUUCAACGGCAAUACCAGAUCCACAUAUCAAACCCAAUGUUAUGUAUUCGGGUAUAUUUAUAAACAACGAGUGGCAUAAGUCUCAAGGCGGAAACACUUUUGAGACACUCAAUCCUACAACGGGCGAAGUAAUAACGGAGGUCCAGUACGCCGGUAAAGAAGAUGUUGAUCAUGCAGUCCAAGCAGCUCAAGACGCCUUUCAUAACAAUUCACCGUGGAGAACCAUAGACGCGUCUCAACGUGGCAGACUCCUUUACAAACUUGCCGAUCUCUUUGAAGAAAACGCCGCUUAUAUGGCUAGUUUGGAAACUUUAGAUAAUGGCAAACCCUAUUCGCAUUCUUUUAAUAUCGAUGUGAUGUCUUCUAUAAAUUUUCUACGUUAUUUUGCCGGUUGGGCUGAUAAGAACCAUGGCAAAGUGAUCCCCACAGACGGUCAAUAUUUCGCUUACACUCGCCACGAACCUGUCGGCGUCUGUGGUCAAAUAAUACCCUGGAAUUUCCCCUUGUUAAUGUUUACAUGGAAAAUUGCUCCUGCCCUCGCAAUGGGCAACACCGUCGUCAUAAAACCUGCCGAACAAACGCCCCUCACUGCUCUGUUCGCCGCCCAACUGGCCAAGGAAGCUGGACUUCCUCCAGGAGUUCUCAAUGUCGUGCCAGGAUUCGGUGACACAGGUGCUUUCAUAACAAGUCAUCCUGGUGUUGAUAAAAUCGCAUUCACAGGGUCCACCGAAGUUGGAUUGAAGAUCCAACAAGCUUCCGGACAGGGUAGGUUGAAGAGGACAACGUUGGAACUGGGAGGCAAAAGCCCCAAUAUCAUUUUGAGCGAUGUCGAUAUAGAAAAAGCCGUGGAGGCGGCUCACCAAGGGUUGUUUUUCAAUCAGGGUCAAGUAUGUUGUGCAGGGUCUAGGACGUACGUGCACAGCUCUAUCUAUGACGAAUUCGUCGAAAGGUCAGCAGAAAGGGCAAAGAAAAGGGUUGUUGGAGAUCCGUUCCACAUCCACACAGAACAGGGGCCGCAAGUGGAUCAAACUCAAAUGGAAAAAGUUCUCCGCUACAUCGACAUGGGCAUCAGCGAAGGUGCUGAGUUGAUUACAGGGGGAAAAAGACACGGGGACAAGGGCUAUUUUAUACAGCCCACAGUUUUCGCCAAUGUCGAGGAUCAUCAUACCAUUGCAAAAGAAGAAAUAUUCGGACCAGUUCAACAAUUAUUAAAAUUCCAAGAACUCGACGAGUUGAUCGAGAGGGCCAAUAACACCGAUUACGGAUUAGCUGCAGGCAUUUUCUCAAAUGAUCUGGACAAAGUGAAUUAUUUGGUGGCCAGGAUAAGAGCCGGAACGGUAUGGGUCAACUGUUACAAUGCCCUCGGGUCCCAGACGCCCUUCGGAGGAUUCAAGAAUUCCGGCAUAGGAAGAGAAGCCGGCGAAUACGGUCUUCAACAGUACACCGAAGUCAAAUCAGUUAUUACUAGUGUUUAUAAGAAAACUUCUUGAAUUUACCUCGUACGUGACGAGAUUCCUAUUAUUGUAUGUGUUUAAUGAUGUUAACGUCUUUCGUUUACUUUUGUGACUUGUGAAAUUGUUAAUUGCAAGUCAUUUGAAUAAAUUUAUAGAUUGUAAAUAUUUUUGUACUGUUUUUAAUUAAAAAUAAAAACAUCUUUUCAAUCUU
Agrilus planipennis (emerald ash borer) is the source of this 1717-nucleotide messenger RNA. Its product is annotated as aldehyde dehydrogenase, mitochondrial. The coding region runs from base 1 to 1542 and encodes 513 amino acids. The transcript has 6 exons. The record is from RefSeq and is a predicted model, not a curated record. Gene Ontology annotation, molecular function: aldehyde dehydrogenase (NAD+) activity. NCBI's taxonomy places the organism in Eukaryota, Metazoa, Arthropoda, Insecta, Coleoptera, Buprestidae.